Messenger RNA from Dioscorea cayenensis subsp. rotundata (Guinea yam), 1578 nucleotides. Its product is annotated as protein ABHD11-like. The transcript is spliced from 13 exons. The record is from RefSeq and is a predicted model, not a curated record. Lineage: Eukaryota; Viridiplantae; Streptophyta; Magnoliopsida; Dioscoreales; Dioscoreaceae. The coding region runs from base 245 to 1411 and encodes 388 amino acids.
AUCUACGACCACGCGUAUACAUACAUCCGCAGGAGACCACGCACCGCGCCGCACCCCAAAGAGGUCCACGAAAUCGCCGAGGCGUUCGCAGCUGCGGCGCCACAUUAGCGCUAUUGAGCGCCCACCCGAUCUUCCUCGCUUUCUCCGCCUCAAGAUUUACAUCACCACAACUCGAUGAAAUCUUGUUUUUUUCUGCCAUUUGUUGCUUGAAAGCCCUGAUUCCUUUGUGGCUUCUUGGAUCUUCAUGGCUGGGGCCUCGCAUCUAGCUGCGACGCGCCAGUGGCCGGGCUUUGUCGCUGAUGGUCCAAGAUGUGUGCGCCUGGAUCGGAGGCCUGUGAUUAGGGCUCUCAGACGUCGUGAGGAUGGGGCAUACCAUCUUGGUCGGUUAUCUUUGAGUAAUCCGAGGAGAUCAUCUUCAUCUGUGCUAAGAUUUUGUACUCGUAUGACUCUGGUACAUGAUAGAGUUGGUGUUGAGGAAGAUGUUGCCCGAGUUAGUGGUGUGCUGGCUUAUGACCUUAUUCAAGGAAGUCUUGUUAGAUGGAAUUCUUUUAUGGAUAAAUCGGUCCCUGAUCCACCAACUGCAGUUCUCCUGCAUGGAAUUCUAGGUGGCAGGAAGAAUUGGGGAUCUUUUGCAAAGCGGUUGGCCCAAGAAUUUCCAAUGUGGCAGUUUCUGUUAGUUGAUUUGCGUUGUCAUGGUGAUUCUGCAAAAAUAAAGAAGCGUGGUCCACAUACUGUUGCUUCAGCAGCUCGUGAUGUGCUAAAGCUUGUUGCUCAACUUAGAGUAACACCUCGAGUUUUAGUUGGCCACAGUUUUGGUGGCAAAGUGGCCUUGAGCAUGGUGGACCAAGCAGCAAAGCCUCUUGCACGACCUGUUAGGGUAUGGGUUCUUGAUUCCACCCCAGGAAAAGUCCAUGCUGGUGGAGAUGGUGAAGAUCACCCUGCUGAAUUGAUUGAUUUCUUGAGUCGAAUGCCAGAGCAGGUUUCUUCAAAGAAGGAAGUUGUGCAAGCUCUUGAGCAAGCUGGAUUCUCUACUGAUGUAGCUAAGUGGGUGGUGACAAAUUUGCGUCCAGUUAGCUCUCAAGCUUCACCGACAACAGAAUUUUCUUGGAUAUUUGAUCUCGAAGGUAUCUCUGAGAUGUUCAAGUCUUACGAAGAAACAAAUCUAUGGAAAAUUGUGGAUGACGUGCCUCGCGGUGUUCAUGUGAAUUUCUUGAAAGCAGAGAGAAGCUUACACAGAUGGGCUCUCGAAGAUAUCCAGCGUAUUCAUUCUGCAGAGGAGUUGGCUGCUGAUGAGGGAGCCGGGGUAGAAAUGCACGUACUCGAAGAUGCAGGACACUGGGUUCAAGCCGACAACCCGGACGGACUGUUCAGAAUUCUCUCAUCGUCUUUUCAGGGAUUUCGAAUGCAGUAAGAAGACGAUAUAGCAAGUGAAAUAUAUAUAUAUAUAUAUAUAUAUUGGUGUGAAGUCUUGUUCCGCAGAGAGAAUCUGAGAAGAGAUGCAUGAGUUGUAUCAUUCUUUGUAUGUUUUGUAUAAUUUAAUUAAUUUUUUUAAGAAAGGUUAAAGUAUGCAAUUACUUU